This is a messenger RNA of Pieris napi, 2203 nucleotides long. RefSeq lists its product as uncharacterized. Gene Ontology annotation, molecular function: calmodulin binding. The record is from RefSeq and is a predicted model, not a curated record. The coding region runs from base 218 to 2062 and encodes 614 amino acids. Lineage: Eukaryota; Metazoa; Arthropoda; Insecta; Lepidoptera; Pieridae. The transcript is spliced from 4 exons.
GAUCUGGUCCUUCGUCGGCCUCCGGUUCUCGACCUUCACGAGACGUCGUGUGUUGACCUAACGAUCAGGAAAAUCGAUAUCGGGGCAUCGUCGUGCGAGCGGGUCACGUCGCCUAGACUACCGAAGGCAAACACCGCCCUCGCGCGUAGGCCCCGCUCGUAUUUCGAGACUGGAACUGGAGUUGUUAAAUGAUUCCUUGUCUCUGCGUUUGUGCAAAAUGAAUAACCGCAGAUCUCGAGUGUACGCGGCUCCCGUCCCGAAAAUGCCACCCGGCCUGCUGGAAUUAAUGGAGGGGCUGAGCGAGGACGUUUUGAGAAAUAACCCGUCCGAUAUUUAUGAGUUUUGUGCGGACCACGUGAAGAGACUGCUGCAGAUCCGCGACGACACACAGCGAAAAAAACCCACGUCUUUGCAACAGAAAAUUUUAAAAGCUCAGAAUAUAAUAAGGGAAAGAGCUAUACGACGGCGCAAAUGUUAUGAAAAAAAUUAUCAAGCAUUUCUAGAAGAUAAGGAGACGCGACCCGCACAUUACGAUGUAAAUAACGCGGAAGAUGCGUCGGCUGAGAAAUGCGAGAUAGUUCAACAUAAUCUUCCCGCAGAAACGUCUCGUCUACGAGAAGAAAUAACUCAAGAACUAUUUGAUAAUAAUAUAACAUAUCCGAACAUUGUCUCUGGCGAAUGUCGCGAGCGCCAACUUGAAAAUGGUAAUUCUAAAAAAAAUACAAUUAAUGAACUUGAAAAUGAAAGUACGUCAGAUGUCUCCGGAAUCCAAUUUACCAAAGGUGAUGAGGUAGUUGAAAGCCCCACCGUUAUUGAAAACCCCACGGUUAUUGAAAACACAAACUUUUUCGAUGAAGAAUUGUGUUCACCAGACGUAAAAAUUCUUCAUAACUUGACGAGUCGAGAUGAUAGCGUGUCGUCAGUAACCAUUGAAAAUAUUGACUUGGAACAAAAAAUACCUAAAGAAGGAACGGACGACGCUGGACUCGCUAGAGAUGGAAAAUUCGAAAGCGUUAACUUCUCUGAGAAAGCGGAAAAGAUGAGGGUAUGUGAUGAACAAGAUUCCGUGUCUAGUGUCGGAGAAGCUCAUCACCAGAUGGAUCUGGAAACGGCAGCUAUAACGAUUCAGAAAGUUUUUCGAACUUUCCUUUUUAAAAGUAAAACUACCAGCUUAGAUGAUGCCACAAACGUUGACAUCAAUCUUUUUAUUGAAGAAAACGAUUUGGAGAAUGAUAUUAAUAUGACUAAUAAAGAACGUCGGGGAAUCAGCAGAAUGGACACCGUACUUCAAACUGUGAACGAGGAGAAAUCGUUAUCAUUAUCCACCGAUGACUCUUCUACUUUGUCAAGUGCAGCGACAAUUAUUCAGGCGCAUAUAAGGGGGUUUCUAGUAAGAAAUAAACUAAACGUUAACAAAACCCCUUCUUCUACAGAAUCUAUGAUAGAUUCUAAAGAGUUUUCUUGUACAUCUUUGGAGAAAAAUAACGAUCCCCAAAAGACGAAAACUGUUUUAAACAUUCACAUAGUGCCCGACAAAGAUAAUUUCACUGGGAGAGAUGAGAGUUUGACGACUUCCAUGGAUUUAUCUAUGGACGAUAGCCCGCAUUUACUGUCUUCUCCCGCUAGUUACGAUAUCGUCGAACGCCGAAAACAAUUAAAGCGUGAAGAUGCCAUUCAAUCCGUUACCCCGCCGAGCAAUACCAGUAGCAGUAAACUCAGCGAAGAUAUGGACUCCGUCAGGGACGUUGCCUGUGACGACACUAAAGAGCCGUCCGUGCGUAGUUCUUCAGGGGAUGUCAUUCAAAAUCAAAGCAAUGGAGAGGCUCACGAAGGUCGAACCGCAGUACAAAUAGAAAAUAACCCGAUCCUACAUUCCCUGGAAAAAGAUGAUGAAACUGUGAACGAUCAAGGUCGUCGGAGCCCAUUAAAUAUUGACAGCGUUCAUAACAUUCAACGUGAAUGUACUAAAACUGCCAGUUUAAAGCAUUCCAGUGAGUUUCAUGAAGUGAUAUUACCCACAAAAGUUACCAGAAGUGACACGUCCGUCGUCCGUGGUGAGUGAAGACAUCUUUUGUCAGAAUUUAAUAAUGUCUUGGCAUACCUUCUUCUCUGGGAUUUCACAUAAAUAGGAAGAGUUUGAGAUUUACUUAUGCACGCUGCUAAACUGUUCUUUUCAUUACAAACAAUUAUACUAUUAGCAUUA